This is a messenger RNA of Drosophila takahashii, 2705 nucleotides long. RefSeq names its product Cdc7 kinase (gene Cdc7). NCBI's taxonomy places the organism in Eukaryota, Metazoa, Arthropoda, Insecta, Diptera, Drosophilidae. Gene Ontology annotation, biological process: mitotic DNA damage checkpoint signaling; protein phosphorylation. Gene Ontology annotation, molecular function: protein serine/threonine kinase activity; ATP binding. Gene Ontology annotation, cellular component: nucleus. The record is from RefSeq and is a predicted model, not a curated record.
UAUAUUAUAGGGCUUGAUACUUUCAUACCAUCUCUCGCUCCCGCGGAACGGAACGCCGACGACCGAAGACGAGCACAUAAUCUAGACGAUACGAUACUAACCAGUGCGGUGGCCAGUUAAUGUGCUCCAUCCGGGGAACCCACUUGCGACCAGCGGACGCUGCGCCACAGCCAGAGUUCCGGGAUUAAAGGGCGGCGCAGCAGUAGAUUCUCUGGAUUCUCGAUUCUCUCUGGGAUCUCUAGACAGCAGAAGAAGCAUCGUCCAAGUUCUCUAGAUUUCCAGACGCAGAUGCCCAAUGGCCGAUCGCGUUAUGUGCCAGGAACUGGCGACGCCCGGGAGUCACCACUAUCGUCGCCCCAAAUCGAAUGGUUUGGCGGCGAGUCCCCAUCAAAUGGUCUAUGCCAAUGGCGGGGGAUCCUGGCGAGCGGCGCCCAGGAAUCAGAGGCUUCCAGGAACUGGAAACAAAUAUAUGGGAAAGUCCAGUGUAGUGGAGGAGCAGCAGCAGCAGGCGGCGGAAUCCGAAAUGCUGGCCACACCGCGAACACCCAAGCAGUCCCGCAAUAAAAGUGAAGAUGCCAUCAAUGAUCUCCUGGUGCGAAUACCCGACAUUGGCAAGCUGUUCGAUGUUCACAGCCGGAUUGGCAAUGGCACCUUUAGCACCGUCUUGCUGGGAACUCUGCGCAGGGAAUCGCAUCUGCCGGACAGUCUGCGUCGCAAGUUCGCCAUCAAGCAUCAUAUACCCACCAGUCAUCCGGAUAGGAUAAUGAAGGAGCUGCAGUGCAUGACCAAGAUGGGUGGCACCGAGAACGUGGUGGGCAUCCACUGUUGCCUGCGCUGCGACGCCUCCGCCGCCUUUGUGAUGCCCUACAUGGCGCACGACCGUUUCCACGACUUCUACACGCGCAUGGAUGUGCCCGAGAUCCGUUUGUAUAUGCGCAAUCUGCUGGUGGCCCUCCGGCAUGUCCACAAGUUCGAUGUGAUCCAUCGCGACGUGAAGCCUAGCAAUUUCCUCUACAAUCGCCGACGUCGUGAGUUUCUGCUGGUUGAUUUUGGCCUGGCCCAGCAUGUGAAUCCUCCUCCGGCAAUGGGAUCUUCUUCUGCCGUCGUCAACAGUCAUAAUAAUAGCAAGCGGCCGAGGGAACGGGAUGCCAUGGAGGCAGUGCAGCAGCAGAUUGCACCAGCGGAUGCUGGCCUGGGCGGAGCUGUGAAGCGCAUGCGUUUGCAGGAGGACGUCAGCAAGAUGCCUCUAAAGCCAGUCAAUGAUAUUGCCGAACAGCAUCAGCAGCAGGAUGGCUCUAAUCCCGUCCAGCCAGUGCAACAGCCAGUGCAGCAGGGGCAACAGCAGCAGGUGGAUCAAGCACCCUCCUCAUCUGGCAGCAAGUACAAUACAAAUCGCAAUGCCGCGGGAUCGUCGAAUGCAAACAAUGCCAAGUGCUUUUGCUUUGCCAAUCCAUCCGUUUGCCUCAACUGCCUGAUGAAGAAGGAGGUUCACGCGUCGCGUGCUGGAACUCCUGGCUAUCGGCCGCCCGAAGUGCUGCUCAAGUAUCCAGAUCAAACGACCGCCGUGGAUGUUUGGGCAGCUGGAGUGAUUUUCCUAUCAAUCAUGUCAUCUGUAUAUCCCUUCUUCAAAGCACCCAAUGAUUUCAUAGCGCUUGCGGAGAUUGUAACGAUAUUCGGGGAUCAGGCGAUCAGGAAAACUGCUCUCGCUUUAGAGCGCAUGAUCACGCUCAGUCAGCGAUCGAGGCCAUUGAAUCUGAGGAAGCUGUGCCUGCGCUUUCGCCACCGUUCCGUCUUCAGCGAUGCCAAGCUGCUCAAGAGCCACGAAUCCGUGGACGGGCGAUGCGAGGUGUGCCGCAACUGCGAUCAGUACUUUUUCAACUGCCUGUGCGAGGAUAGCGAGUAUCUGACGGAGCCGCUGGAUGCCUACGAGUGUUUUCCGGCCAGCGCCUAUGAUUUGCUGCAUCGCCUGCUGGAAAUAAAUCCGCACAAGCGGAUCACCGCCGACGAGGCGCUGCAGCAUCCGUUCUUUACGGCCGCCGAGGAGGGGGAACAAACAACGGGGGAUCAGGAGGCGGAUGGAACACCCAGGAAGAUCCGGCGGCAGAGAUAUCACAAUCACAAGACGGUGGCCGCCACGCCGGAGCAACUGAAGCAGCAGGUGGCCCUCGAUCUGCAGCAAUCGGCCAUCAACAAGCUGUGAAACUAGUCCUCACAUUAUCACACACAUUUUGUAUAUAAAACUAUACCCCAAGUCACAUGUCACGAUUGUAUAUACCACGCACACCCAUCUGAAAUCCCAGAAGAACCAGAAGAAACUCGUCCAGUGUACACAAGUGUCCAAGUGGCCACAUCUACUUACCUCAAGCUGCAGGAAGAAUAACCAAAAAAACCAAAUGGAGCACAUAUAUUUAUAGGAAAAACGUUUCAAUCAUGAACAAUAGGAAAAGGAAUACCAAAAAAGCUAGGAGAGAAUGAUCAUGAAGAUUAUGGCCGCCAAGGAUUGUAUAUUGUAUGGGCUGGAAUCCGCGAAGGCAAGCCAGCAAACCAACAAAGAAAGUGCAUGGAUGCACUAACCAUCAUGUUGUAUAGUUCGAAUAGUCUUAGCCUAGACCUAAGUUUAAUUAUUGUAUAUCCGAGAGCCGCUCGAGCGGAGAUAUAUGAAGCGAAAAUAUAUUUAUACCAUGAAGAAUGAAUGAAAUUGAAAA